Molecule: messenger RNA, 6543 nt
Organism: Rhagoletis pomonella (apple maggot)
Lineage: Eukaryota; Metazoa; Arthropoda; Insecta; Diptera; Tephritidae
Gene: row
Exons: 9
Coding region: 159-3998 (1279 amino acids)
Biological process (GO): regulation of transcription by RNA polymerase II
Cellular component (GO): nucleus
Molecular function (GO): DNA-binding transcription factor activity, RNA polymerase II-specific; sequence-specific DNA binding
Source: RefSeq, a predicted model, not a curated record
CUGGCAACGCCAAAGAGGUAACGCCGCAAGCGCCAUUUUCCUUUCCGCGAAAAAUUUUAUCAGACGAAAAAAUAAUUGUUGCGUGUGAAAAUUACUAUUUUUCAUUGAAAACUUGGAUAUUUGCUCUUUGAAACGCGUUUAACUUGCCAAGAAGAACAAUGCGCGUGACCAAAAGUGAUAUAAGCUUAGAGUUAGAAUGUUGGGUCGAGGAGUUAUCGCCAGCGCAACUUGCCGCGUAUGAAAAGGUGACCAACGAGCACAAUGCUAUUAAAAACGCAUUAAAAUCCGCGUUGACCAGCAACGAAGGUCGAGAACUCUUUAAUGGACAGGUAUUUCAAGCAUAUUCAUUCAAGGGUAAAGUUUUGCAAGAGUUGAAGGAGGCAACAUUGCCACCGAAAAAACCAGCGAAGCCCAACCCUCCUGCUACGCCUUUGGGUGGUACACGAGGUGGCGGCCGCAAACGGCCUUCGAACUUCGUAUAUUUGGAGUCUUCGGACGAAGGAGAAGACGAUGUGCCAUUAGCGAAACGAAUUGCAAUAGCAGCGGGCAAGAAGGGAACAUCGCCUGCAGGGGCUGCUUCGCCGGCAAGUGCAGCAAAGGGGCCUAAAGGUCAAAAAGGCGCGCCAGCCACACCUGCAGAUAAGGGUUCAGUAGGCGCCAAAGGUGCAAAAGCAGGAGCCGCUGGUAAAGCUGCAACACCAGGCAAAGGAGAAAAAGGAGGUGCCACUCCUGCAACACCGCCAGCAAAUUUCAAGCCCUCGGAAAUAAGUUCCGUGGGUGGAUUGGUUAUCGGUACCGAUGGCAAAGAUGGAAAGGAUGGUAAAGAUCAGGGCAAGGAAACUAAACUACAGGGUAAAACCUUCCCUUCGUUGGUGGUUUUGGCCAAACCAUGGCUUAAAGUUAAAGAUAUGUCCAGUACGCGAAGUAAAUUAGAUUCGAAGGUUAAGCUGGUGCUGAUGUUGACUCCAAACAAAUUUACUGAAUGGCUUAUUCAAGAAGGUCUAUUAAAAGCUGAACAAAAAUGUGCAAAUCAUCGUACGAACGAGUUGAAAUUGGGUGUCUAUUCAGAUGCCACAAAGUUCCCUUAUACUGGCGGCUAUGUUUGGAUCAGUGAAUGUUGUCCUAUGCGGUUUGUUUCUGUAUUUCAUGGUUCUAUUUUUGAGGGCGCACCACAUCCCCCAUCUUGCAUAUUGAAACUUGUCUAUCAUUGGUCGUGCCAGACAAACAUACAAAACGUGGUACAGUGGGUUAAGGUGGACAAUGUGUAUAUUAAAGGUGUAUACACUUGGCUGCGCGCUAUUUGCACAUUGGCUGUGCAUCAGAAAUGCAAAAAGUUGGGUGGACCAGAAAGAUUUGUAGAGGUUGGUGUCAUCUCAUUGGGAACCACAUCACAGGAUGGCCAACAGCGCCAAGUAAAAGUCGAAGUUUUGGGAGUACUUGAUUAUGCAGAGAAAACCAUACGCUUGCGGGCCGUCGAGCCGGUAUCAGAUGCUGAUCGUAACUAUAAAAAACGUUUCCAGACUAUAUUGGAACCAUUGCAACGUUGGGUACACAAAGAUAGCGUGAUUUGCAUUGAUCUGACUGUGGACAAAAUGACACUCUACUCGAUGGGUUUCAAGAACAUUAUACAAGCUGCAGCAACCGACACAAAUGCUAAGCACACCAACUCCUCCGUUAUGGACUACUUGCGUCGCAUCGUGCCACGUAUGUUCCAGAAUACUUUAUCAUUGCUUUCACGUCAAAUGAUACAACAAUUUCUGGAUGAGUUGGUAUGGCGUGAACAAUUUGGCACCUAUGCUUUACAGGCAUUCAACAACAUCACCGCACACAUUGCGGAGCAGACACGCAUGAAUACAAAUGAAACGCUAACACAGCGCUUGUAUCAGGUCGCAACAAAUCCCUUUAAGGACUGGAGUGUUCUGCCAGCCAAUUAUCGUGAGACACCGGCAAACACAACGCCAAAGCGAUUGAAAAAACCAAUCAACGAAGCUGACUAUGUUCAAUCGGAAAAAGUCAGUGUGAAAAAUAUUAAAAAGGAGAAACCGGACAGCUCAAAGCAUGAUACUUCAGCUAGUACUGGCCGUCGUGGCCGUCCUUCAGCCACCGCUGCAGAUAAUGACUACAGGCCGGGACCAAAAUCUAAGGUUGCAGGAAAAGCAGGCAGCUCGUCAAGUAGCAAAGUACCACCACCAUCCACAAAGGGCUCAGCAGCGAAACAUGCCUCCAAUGCUAAGGCAGAAACUGGCUCGCAAAAGAAGAUAGUGAUCGAGGCUAAGAUAAAGAAGGAGAAGGAUGUUGAUGAUGAUUUGAAAGGUCUUGAGGAGUUGUACUAUGGCAUACGCAAUGGAUUGGAUAUGAACUUUGAAAGUUUCCCUUACAAGAAUGACAGUGGUGUUGUAAUAGAGGCAUCCACUGUAGAUUGUCCCAUAUGUGACAUCAACGAUUCCUUUGAUUCCAAUGAGAAGCUGCAAACACAUUUAGUUUCACAUAUCAUUGCUGACAAGGAUCAUCAGUUCCAGUGUCUAUUCUGUCUGGAUAAACAUCCAAGUGAAAGUGUUUUGACCAAACACAAUCAAAUUAUGCAUCCAUUGGAAACAAAGUCUGGCUCAUCGGCCUCUUACCACUGCUUGAUUUGUCAGCAACGUUUCAACUCGUUGCAUCACUUAACCGUGCAUUUGCAAAAGAUACACAAUAUGUUGGAAUUACCGUAUGUAUGCCAGGCUUGUGGUUAUCGUUCGUCUUCGCACCGCGAUGCUGUGCGUCACUUUUAUGAUGAUCACAAGAAUCAGAACUUCUUGCAGUGUCCAUUCUGUUUGGAUAUAUUCCGCUUCUCCUACAAGGGACGCGUCAGCAUUACCAACAUUGAGAACUACUAUAUGCAUAUACGUGCUCACAUCGGCAGGAAGGAUUCCCAAUUGCGUUGCCAGAAGUGUGCGCUUAGCUUUACUGAGAAAGGUGCAUUGAAGCAACACUCAACCAAUCAUCACACUAGUCUCUUAAAGAGCACACAAAAAAUACAGCCACUGCUGACCAAUUCUGUUUUGAUUUCACCACCGAAGAUACGCAGCCAUCAUCGCGAACCACUACCGUAUACUAUCGCUUCGAAGCUUGGUGAGUUUUAUGCUUUUAUUGACGGCUCCAUUUGUGCUGAAUGCAACUCCGAGAUAUUAAACGAAGAUCACUUCAUUGGAUUUUUGAAAUGCAACAAAUGCAAUUACAAGUCGUGUUGUGAGCGCGCCGUUUUCGAGCAUGCCGCCGAGUGUAGCGGUGGAAGUGGUGCCCGUGACGUCAUGGAGCUACCACUACCAAAUGAGAUGCACUGCAUUUGUGGCUUCUCCACAUCUAUUGGCAAUAAGAUGGCCCACCAUCUGGCCACUUGCGGUCAGAAAUCAGCUUAUGCUUCUGUGGAAGCUGCACAGGAGAACACAGUCAAACGCAAUAUGCUGGACAUGUUGGGCUUAGUGCGACGCGAUGGCGAAUCUGGCGCCGAGGGUGACGAACAGGGUGGCGACCAGGCAACGACUUCGGCUGAAGCAACCGCCACGGCCGGUGAUUCAGAGGAGCUGCAAGAAACGCAGGGAACAAUGGUUAGUGAUCCAGCUGCACCCAUACAAUUUGGCGAAAUGGAGGCCACGCCAGUGCUGGACAGCAGCAGCAUGCAGCAGCAGCAACAAACAGUGGUCAGUAUUGACGAUGCCAAUGUCGUCCAUCAGCAGGCGGCUGUGGCUUAUGGUGGUCACAUUGUAGAUAGUGGCGACGUGCAAGCAGCACAGUAUCACAUUGGCUUCGGCCAGACAGAACAGCAGCAUGCGCUCAACACAUCCGACAUUGAUAUGCCGCUAAUUGGUGAAUUGGCCGACCCCAAUCCGCCAGCCACGCCACAAUUUAUAGGCGAAGUGCAUACGCCUAUGUUCGAUGCGGUAGCAGCUGCUGAGCAACAGCACUACCAUCAAAUGAUGCAGCAGCAGCAACAGCAUCAUCACCAUCAACAGCAAUGAAAACGAAUAAAUAAGCGGCAACGCGACUAUACGCUGCCGUGGCAGAGCUAUUGAGCAGCGUAAUAAAAAAAGUAAAUUUGAAUUGAAUUGCAAAAGCGCGAUGAUUGUCGAUAUGGACAGAUAGUGGCGUUAUUUGCGCGUCUUACACGAGAAUGAGUUGGUGAGUUUGAUGUGGGUAUUCACAGAGUACAUACUGGCUGAUUUUUUUUUUCAUUUAGUUGAAAAUUGUCAACAAAAAAAAAAUAAAAUAAUCAACGGAAUAUUUUAUAACCGAAAACUAAUAUGAACACCAGUGUUUUAUGCCGUUACUACAAGAAAAGAGUUGGCAAAAAUUUUGCAUUUAUUUCUUUUGACUAAGAAUUGGUUCAAAGAAGCAAGGAAUCAACCGAAAUUAAGCUUUUCAUUUUGUUAUACGUGAGAAAUUGAUUUGGAAGUUUCUCUCGCAAAUUAAUCGAUACGAACGGACGUAAGCCUAUUUCGGGCGACGCAGAAAAAACAAAUUAGAUGCCUUGCGUUUAGAUUAGGUUGGGCGGGUAGAAAAUGUUGAGUUGUGUUAAAACUGUUUGCGAAUAUUUAGAAAGAAUUAACAUGCUAAGGAAACUUCUGUCAAAAAGUUCAUUUUUUUUCAGACCAUAUUAUGUAUGGCGACUGGUGUCUAGUUGUCGGUCUAGUAGCCAUGGCUACCAGUAUCGUACUUUGUAUUAUGUAUAGCGAUUAAUCUCAGUAUACAAAAAAGCGCAGAUAAUAUCCGAAAUUACUUUUUUGGCAUGAACAUCGAGAGGUUAUUGGCAACUUUGCUCCAAUGUGCUUAACAACUUAUGUAAACAAAUAACAAGAUCGUCAUAAGCUGGGAACAGAAAUUUGCGCUACUAGACUCAGUAGCCGACAGUGAGCAGCCAGUUGCCAUACGUAAUGCGAAUUUUAGUAUAUGGUUGCCCAUCGGCUAUCAGACGCCAUGCAUUAAUCUUUCGAUUUUUAGUAAAAAUGUUGCAAAGUUUAAAGAAUUAAGUAUUUCAUAUAAAAAUUCAAAUAAUUAAAAAUGUAAGAUAAAUAUUUAAAAAUUCUUGAAAAACAGCGUGGAGGCUCACACUAUCUUGGUUAUCUGGUUAAAAAAAUAUCAUGCCUUUUACGGUAUCCGACGGAUGCCAUCCGCAUUGAAGGAUAAAAUUCGUGCGAAUAACAUCCUUCAGAGCGGUAUAGGCAUAUAUCCAACGGGUGUCAUUCGCACGAAUAUAACCCUUCACUUGUUAUGACAGUACGAAUCGGAUUAGAUCUGUGCGUAUGACAUCCGUCGGUUACCGUGACAGGCAUGUAUUAUUCCAUAGUGUAUUUUAUUGUUGUAAACCAAAUAAAAACAACUGGAUAGUCUGAUAACACAACAAGUGCGAACACCCAUAGUAUUUAACAAAGUGGAAGAGCUAUUCACGAAGCUUACAACUUGUUCAGUUGAUAAAAUGAAACAGUAAUUUUAAAUAAAUUAUAUAGGGUGACACCGAAUGAGCUAUAUGGUUUAAAUGGUUUAUAACUCUUUUAUUUAUGUGAUUAUAAUUUUUAUUUAUUUUUUAAUACAGUAUAUUAUUGGGGAAUUUUGUGCAAUUAGCUUUGAAAAAUGAUAUCCUGUAAGUGAUGUCCAUUUUCUGCUUCGCACUUACGUGCUCUUUUUAGCAUAGUUUCCAUAACUUUUCGCAGAAUUUCGGGUGUAAUGGCCAUGAUUUCAUUUCGAAUGUUGGUUUGGAGUUGGAGAAUGGUUCUUGGUUUGUUAACGUACACUCUUUGUUUCAAAUAUUCCCAAAGAAAACUGUUAAAAAGAAUUCAAACCAUAUAGCUCAUUCGGCGUCACCCAGUAUUAUAACCAAAAAUUUGAGGUUUUUUUGACCGAAAUUACGAUUUUUUCAAGAUAAAAUGCCGAUUUUUUAGCAAAAGCAUUCGGCAACGCUGCUGGUAGGUCAUUUCCAGGCGUGGAUCCCGUUGGCAGAGUAAAAAAAAAAACUGUUAUAAAGAAUACAAACCAUAUAGCUCAAUCGGCGCCACCCAGUAUUUACUGGAUAUGCUGAUAUAUUUUUAAAUCAAAUUUUAAAAGUUGUGAGUUUCGUGAAAACCUCUUUUGAACUUAGAUAUGUAUCAGAAACAAAAAUUGUAUAUUAUGGAACGACCCAAAAAUACAAAUAUCUUUAAUUUUAUUACGCUAACGCUGUUUGCUUUGCAAUAAGUCUAGCGCUAAAUUUAUAUAUAGGAAACAUAUAUAGGUUGUCAAUCAUUGUUAAACUCGAAAAAGAAUACAUGCAACAUUUUACACCGCUUUUCCACAGCCAUUCUUCUGUGAAUACCACUAUCGAACUCUGCAUUGUCUCGUAAAUGCUUUUAUUUUUUAAUUGAUUUAGCAAUUAUAUGAGCUGAACAUAAUUUUUUCUAUUUGAACAUUUAUAAAGCAAAACAAUUUUUGGCUUUAUUUUCCUCCGAAUACCGCACAGCAACUCGUACUCGCUAAAACACUCAACUUUUUUCUUAGUUUUAUUUAAAUAAGCAGAAAUUGCUUAAUGCAAAA